UAUUUUUCAUCGAACCACAACUGUUAUACUUCUAAUGGGAAUAUUAUCAUUUUAUCAAAAUUUUCUUAUAUGUUAUUGGUGUGUUUAUUAAAAUAAGUGGCUUGUUUCCUUUAUUUCGUUACGUAUAUUUUAUAUUAAAGUUAAUUUUUAAAAGUGCGUGUUUAUAGUGAAUAAUACAUCAGUAAAUUAGUGCUCUUUUAACCGCUGUCCCUAAAACAUUGCCUUCAAUUUCCAAAGAGCAUUUUGCAUAUAUUUUAAACAAUACUAAUUCUCGAAAUCGAAUUAUCUGCCCGUGACGUGUUAUCAAUAACAUUUAGUUUACAGUGCUUUAUUUUCUUGCAAUAUUUCACAUUAUGUCGUUAGUAUGUGAUGUGUCGCUACUGUCGUACAAUUGAUCGACUUUCGUAGACAAGGCAAAAGAACCAUGGACGACGACGGAGAUGAUAAAGAUGACUCGAAAAGGAGGACACGUAACUUGAGUGAAAAGAAGAGGCGAGACCAAUUCAACAUGCUUGUCAAUGAACUUGGAUCCAUGGUAUCAACAAAUAAUAGAAAGAUGGACAAAUCAACUGUCCUUAAAUCUACAAUUUCUUUCUUAAAGAACCAUAAUGAAAUAACUGUUCGCUCAAGAGCUCAUGAUGUGCAAGAAGAUUGGAAACCUGCAUUUUUGUCAAAUGAGGAAUUUACAUAUUUGGUAUUGGAAGCAUUGGAGGGAUUUGUAAUGGUAUUUUCGGCAUCUGGGUGUAUCUAUUACGUCUCAGAAAGUAUAAUGUCAUUAUUAGGACAUAAACCAAGUGAUAUGGUGAACAAAAGUAUAUUUGACUUGGCAUUUGAUGAGGAUCGUUCUAACUUAUAUGCCUUACUUCAAAACCCUAGUUUGGUGAUACAUCCUAAUCAAACAAUAUCAUCAGAGAACGAGGUACGGUUCCAGUGUCAUUUACAACGGGGAACACUGGAUUUUCGAGAUGAUAUCACGUACGAACUGGUUCAAUUCAAAGGACAUUUUCGUACAUACAUGGAACAGAGCGAUAGUUCCGACAUCUUAUACCAACAAGAUCAGGAGUCAAGGCUUCUGUUUGUCUGCACCGGAAAGCUGUGCACGCCUCAACUAAUCCGAGAUGUGUCUUUAGUUGACACAAGCCGUAGCGAGUUUACAUCGCGUCACAGCUUGGAAUGGAAAUUCCUGUUCUUAGACCAUCGUGCUCCGCCCAUAAUAGGUUACCUACCGUUUGAAGUGCUUGGCACUUCGGGAUACGAUUAUUACCACUUUGAUGAUCUGGAGAAAGUCGUGACGUGUCAUGAAGCAUUAAUGCAAAAAGGCGAGCUUACGUCAUGCUACUACAGGUUUCUUACCAAGGGUCAGCAGUGGAUCUGGUUACAGACCCGUUUUUAUAUCACUUACCAUCAAUGGAACUCUAAGCCAGAAUUCGUUGUCUGCACACAUCGUGUUGUGAGUUAUGCGGAUAUAUAUAAAAACGCGAAGCAGGAAAACAUUGACACUGACACCGUAAGCGAACCAGAACCCAAUAGAAGUGACUUGAAGGAGACAUCUUCAGAAGAUGCCAUGAUGGCUAUGUCACCAUCUUAUAUGUCUGAGGCCAGUGAUGCUUUCGGGAAUUCAUAUCAUUCUCUGUCGCAGCCACUAUCGGUGAAGUCGGCCGCGACGUCAACUGGCAGUACUUGCGCCACCGUCGCGACCAUCGGCACGGCUACCACUGCCACUGCUUCGUGGCCCACCCGUGCCUCGCAGGUGCUGUACGCUCCAGGAUCCGAUACAGCCUCAGUGUCGGGUGAUUCGCGAUCGUCACGCAUGACCGCGCAAGAAACGCCACGGCUAGCUGAACCGGCGAUAGUACCUCAGCACGGUAUCGGCGCACAGUACUUGGAGCCGGCGCCGUACAUUGGAUCCGUCGGUGUGUCAGGGGUGUUGUCGCUGCCGCUACACUCGGUGCCGGUGAUCGUCAGCCCGGAUCAGGCGCAGUUGCAGGAGCAGUUGCAGCGCACACAUCGCGAGUUACAGCAGAUGAUAGUGCGCCAGCAGGAAGAGCUGCGGCAGGUGAAGGAGCAACUCCUACUCGCACGCCUCGGUAUCUUACAACCGCUCAUUAACCCUUCCAGCUCAUCAAAUACCACAUCAAUUCCGAUGGUUCAAGAUCCAUUCUCACAUACCGAACAAAUGCAACAAAACGAACGAGCACAAAUACUGUACGACGGAACAGCGGCUAGACCAGCGCCUAGCUAUCCUCACCACCCGCCACCGCCGCCGCCGGGUGGUCACCACCUCAACAGACAUCAAAAUCAAAAUCAUCAUAUGCCACCGCAGCAAUAAGACUCGGUACUUCGCGACGCAUGUGGGACGACUUAUCUUAGCCCGGAUCUCAUUUAAUGAUAAAAUACUUCCUUUUAAGCACAAAUAUAUAAAAUAAUCUUUUCAAUGUUAUUUACCGUCUCUGUUGUGGAUGUAGUUUAGUUUUUCUGUAGUAAAAUGAUAAGGCAGGAAUGCGUGACGAGUACGUGUUACAAUACAAACACAAACGUUUAAUAAUAUUUAGGGAAUCGCUUGAGUCCGUCACUUAAGAACGUGUUUCUCAUAAUAUAUUUUACGUUCUUUUUAUAUCUCGUAGAAUUAGUGUUAAUCUCAAUUAGUUUCGAUAUAUUUUUAUGAUAUUUGUUAUGAUAUAUUCGUACUUCUAAUAAGUGGUUAUGUUUUGUUGAAACUACUUGUACAUUAACUUUAACGAAGUAGAGGUUGGGACUCUAUAUCUUAACACACUUAAAUUUAGACUUUUCUUAGAUUUAUUGAAAAAAAAAAAAGUUAAACUUAUGUAAGAUUCCAAACAUACAUUUUUCAAGGUCACCGUAUUCGUAUAAAAUGUAUAGGAAAUAUUCUACAUUUCAAGUACUUCUUGAGGUUAUGCUUAAGAUCUAUUCAGAAUAAUUAACAUUGAUAAGAGUACUUAAUAUUAUUGUUUUCCUACAUACGGUUUAGUUAAAAUUAAAAUCAACUUUAUCGACUUAAUGAAUUAUUAUUUAAAGUCGGGGUGACCUUAAUUGUGAUGCAACUAAAUAUUAUUUUAGUGUAACGGCAUUUCUUAUUUUUGUAUUUUUGAUCGAAGGGCUGUGCAAUUUUGUAUAUAAUUAUGUCGAUAGGUACCAGAUAACCAUUAUUUUAGUUUAAAUCGAAUGGACGUUACGUUGUCUUUAAAAUAUAUUUUGAUCUUUUACUCCGUUCAAAUAGAUUAGUUUAAAGAUUUUGUACAACACAAUCGGCUACAUAAAUUGUAUAUUAUUUGGUUUUUAUAGUUUAAAUUUAAUAAAACGUACCUUCUGGUUAUACAGAGUAUACUAGCGUGUAAUGACAAGUUUUAGAGAAUGUCUUAAACCAGGUAGUUUUUAAAAUAUCUAUCAUUUAUGUUUUGAAAUGAAUUAGCAAACCAAAAUGGUCUACUCAAGUAAAGCCAGUAUGGCAGCUUUCGCAUUAACAGCACGACCUUCAAUUAUUUCUACAAAAAAAAA
This is a messenger RNA of Vanessa tameamea, 3516 nucleotides long. RefSeq names its product circadian locomoter output cycles protein kaput (gene Clk). The record is from RefSeq and is a predicted model, not a curated record. The transcript has 14 exons. Gene Ontology annotation, cellular component: cytoplasm; nucleus; CLOCK-BMAL transcription complex. The coding region runs from base 425 to 2329 and encodes 634 amino acids. Gene Ontology annotation, molecular function: DNA-binding transcription factor activity, RNA polymerase II-specific; RNA polymerase II cis-regulatory region sequence-specific DNA binding; protein dimerization activity. Lineage: Eukaryota; Metazoa; Arthropoda; Insecta; Lepidoptera; Nymphalidae. Gene Ontology annotation, biological process: circadian regulation of gene expression; regulation of transcription by RNA polymerase II.